CAAUCCUGACGCGCCGCAUUGAAAUUACGAUCGAUAGCUAUAUUCUUUCAACAGCUGUAUUCCUCGACUUUGUUCAUCAAACAUCAACAUCAUGACGGAAUCACAGUACAAGCAAGACUAUGAAGAUGCCAAAGCAGCCAUAGAUGCUGGCGACCCCACCGCAUGCGACAAGCUACUCACCGACACCGAACUACCUCGCUACUACCGCAUCAAAACCCUCGUACUGCUAGCUUCAGCAAGCAAACAGUGGCGCCAAAAAGAGGACCUACGCCUCCGUGCCGAGCACAUAUGGUCCGAAUCUCGCACCUUGCAUCCCACUGGCCAAAACACCACCACAGAUUCCGUCCUCUCCGAACUACGCGACCUUCUAAACACCCUCAAAACCUCACAAGCGUCCACCGCACCAUCGUCGAGUUAUGAGGAUGAGCUAUCAACUGCCCUGGCGGAAACGGAGAUUGAGGAUUUAGCCGAUAUCGCUGAUGGUGAGAUGGAGGAAUUGGCUGAUGAGGAGUAUGCCCGUGAUCAAUGUGCUCCCAACGUGGAGGCUGUUAUUGGCACUGCUCAUGCUAAGACUGCUGUUACUGCUGAGGGAGAUGGAGAGGUUGCUGGGGGGAAGGUGCACAGUUCGUCGCCGAACUCGUCUUUUGCGCCGGCUUCGUCACUUGAGGCUUCGAAGGAGAUCUUAGGGCAUGUCAGGGAUGGCCAGAGUGCCGGGGCAAGCAUGGUGCACCGUACAAGAGGUGUCAGUAGACGCUCGAGCUAGAAGGAGCACCACGUCUGCCCUCUCUCUCACUGGCCACGACUUUAGGUCUGAAAAUCAUAGUGCAUUUUGGCAGGUACCAGCAUGUUGGGGCGUUGCACUCUGGAGGAAGGCAAUACUUGAAGAUACGCAACAGUCCAAUUUCAUGCCAUUCUACAAC
Messenger RNA from Aureobasidium pullulans EXF-150, 920 nucleotides. RefSeq lists its product as uncharacterized. The transcript has 2 exons. The coding region runs from base 92 to 763 and encodes 223 amino acids. The record is from RefSeq and is a predicted model, not a curated record. Lineage: Eukaryota; Fungi; Ascomycota; Dothideomycetes; Dothideales; Saccotheciaceae.